AUGGAUGAUCCUGAUGAUCAUGAUGAUGGAUCUCUGAAGCUAACGGACAAGGAAGAAGAAGGUGGUGAUGAUGACGAUGAUGAGAUGAUGAUGACGAUGAGGAUGAAACGAUCACUGAGUAGUGAGUCAGAUACAUUAUCUGUAGGGAGUGGAAGCGAUCCUGAUUUGCAAAGAGACAGACAGGUACUACUGGUAGAUGCAGGAGAGAGACAGGUACUACUGACAGAUGCAGGAGAGAGACAGGUACUACUGAUAGAUGCAGGAGAGAGACGGGUACUACUGAUAGAUGUAGGAGACAUGCAGGUCCUUCUGAUAGAUGCAGGAGACAGGCAGGUACUGCUGGUAGAUGCAGGAGAGAGACAGGUAAUACUGGUAGAUGCAGGAGACAGACGGAUACUACUGAUAGAUGCAGGAUAUGGCCAGAUACUACAGAUAGAUGUAGCAGAUACAUAUCUCUCUUUUUGUUCUCCCUCCCUCCCAUCCUACUUGUCUCCUACAGUGAGUGUGCUGAAUGGUCAAGAGAACCAUCACAUGUUUUCUUCCAGUGGUGUCUUCACAGCAUUAGAGCUUAGGAGAAUCACACAAGUGCCAAUCCUAAUGGGAGGCGGUGAUACCGGUCUAGGUAGCGCCCUCAAUCUAAGCGAGCUCCCUUCACCUACCUACUACGCCAACAGCUAUGCCAACAACGUUCAUCCUGGGCUUGGAGUCGGCCAGAACAUGGGUGGUCUGAGGCGUAACAUCCCACUGUCGCUCACGCAUGGCAACAAACGCAUCAAGAGGAACUCGACCACGAUGUCGUCAGCGGACGACGAGGUCGAUAGCAUUGGAGAGGAAGGGGAUAACAUGGGAGGUUUCUACGGGAGGUCACCGGCCAACUCUCUGAGUAGCCAUUCGAGUGGAUGGCAUAGUGACAUGGAUGCAGGAGCAAGCCCAGGGAUCCACUCUCCUAACAUGAACAAGCCUAAAGCGGGUCUCCCUAAUGCACAGUCUCCCACAGGAUCUAGGCCAGGAGGCAUCAAGAUUGAAAGAGAUGGGUCUAUGAGUGCCUGUACGUUACCUGAUGGUAGCCCACAAAGUGUUGAUCCUGUCUGUACUUCGUAUUUGCUUCCAGUUGGUCAACCAAACCUAUCCUAUGCCAAUAUGGCGCCCUCGCCUGGUCCGCCUUCAUCAGGUUACUAUCAGAACCAGCUGAGAGUUCAUUCGGCAGCAAACCAAGAGAGUGCCCAGCUUUCAGACUAUGUUCAACUCGUCAGCCAUCAGGAGACGACCCAGAACCAUCCGGUCCAUGUGAAGACUGGUGCUGCUGUAGGUAAUGCUAAUAGUCCAACUAAGAUUGCCGGCUUCAUCCCUACCGCCAUGCUUCCACCACCGCCACCUCCACCGGUAGCAAGACCGGUUGCCUUGACGACAUCCAUCGGUCAGAUGGGGACCCUGUCUGGCGUCAGCAAUGGGGCCAGCUCAACUGCAAAUGGAAAUAUGUCCACGAGCACCACCCCCUUGAACCUGCCUUCAACGUCCAUCUUGACCAGCUGCCCUACCACUCCUCCGGUCAGUAGAAGCAUCAUGACCAGUCCAUUCACUGUCCUUGGGCGGCCAGAUAACUCCUUCGUCCACUCUCAACAACAGAUGCUGUCUUAUCCAAACAUAAGCCCUGUCAACAUCUCUCCGACGUCUCUAUCGCUUCUCACGUCGCCUGUAGCCACUCCCCGGAGCACGCCCAGAUCCACCCCUAUCCCGCGAUGGAAUGCUCCACUCAUAUCCAUUGAUGAAAGCUCGGACUAUUCCUUGAUGUCCAUUGCAGCUCAAGAAGCCUUCCUGCAGUUUGUUAUGGAGGCUGAUCUAUCCACUAGAAUGAUUUACUCAAAAGCACAAAGUAUGAUGCAGGGUGGUGUCUCGGAGGAUAGCCUGCUGAAUCAGGAAGCGAGGUUUGUCCCGGUGAUGAACUCUGAACCUAUGGACACAGGUCAGAACAAUGUGCCUUCGUCCAAGUGAUGACCUUUGACCUGCGAAUCACAAGGAAUUUAUGCCAUUACCCAUUGGAUCUUGUGUGUGGAUGGACCAUAUUGCCAAAGCCCACCGAAGACUGCCCUCUAGAGAUUAGAAUGUGUUCAAUUUGAGGUCAAAAUGUCAAAGUUCAGCCGACCUAUCAGAGCUCCAGUGCAGUGAUGUGGAAAAUAUGUUUGCUUUGCGGAGAUGUGGAUGGGGAAAGUUACGAUGUCGUCGAGAGGAAAGCAAUAUGUGCAGCUGAAAUGAUGAAAGUUAGACAUAUGCCAGGCAAGGUUUAGGAUGUGUGAUAAGAUGACAAUGAAAUGAGUGCAGGCCAUCCACAUAAUACACACUUGAUGAACAUAUGAUGAUCAUGUGAUUGGUAGUAUCAUGUAUCGUGUGACACAAUGAUGUGCCUCCAUAAACUGAACCUAGCAGCCAGUCUGUGUUGAAUGCAUGCUCAACCUGGCUUCAACGAAUACCAAGAACUGAAGACGGCGACAAAAACAAGACUUUUUGUUUAAUAAUGAAGAAGAAAGCGGGUAUUCUGUAAAUAGUCUAUGAUAAUAAUUUGAGAAAAGUAUUUAAUUCCUUCAAAUCUUUUUAUUUGAUCUUCUAUUGCUUGUAUCUUAUAUUAUAAUUCAUAUUCUUUUUGUAUUUAAUUUUCUUUGUCAUGUACAUGAGAUAUUGUAUUCUAGAACUUGUGCAACGUGUGAUUGUUAUAGCUGAAAAUUUUCUGCAAGAAUCCACAAAUUAUUGUAGAUUUUUGUAGUCGGGCAUGUCAUUGUACAUUAGCUCACUUGCGACGCAGAUUAGGCCGUAAUUGUUCGUCUGUUCAUGGUCAAAACAAAACUCAAAGCUAUUUUUUAAAUAAUCCUCUUUUGAUUGAAAUUCUCUCUCUUUAAUAUUCUACUUUACUUUCUCAAUGUCUCUCCUUUCUCUUUCUUUCUUUUUUUUAAAAAUCUAUAUCUCUCUUACUAUAUCUUUUAAUUCUUGUGUUUCUGAGUAGUUAUUGUUCAAUUAAAAAGAAAGAAUGCUGCAAUUUGAUAUUAAGCCGUGCAUAAAGCCAGGGAAGGAGUAUCCCCUUUAUUUGACUUAUGGAAAACUUAUUUGAAUAAUUCAAUUAUCUUCAGGAGUUUUGUUACAAGCUCCACAUGGAAUUUCAAUACGGAAUCCGUAGACCAUAUCACACAUGGCCACAUAGACUGCUGUCAAUUAGCAGUGCAGUGCAAGAUAGAUAAUAAUAAUAUCACUAUGUGUGACUUUUUUCUAGAUUAUGGUAAAAUGUAAAUGAUGUUUUUGAUCAGCAAUGAGCUAUUCAAGUACCAUUCCCUGGCUAAAACUCUGCAUGCUUGCCAAUAAAUUGCCUCUAAUUGUAGCUCAACAGAUUUUAAAAUCUAUUAAGCUCGUGAUUCAAUGUUCUGCAACUUUAUUUCAAAGUU
Messenger RNA from Lytechinus pictus (painted urchin), 3428 nucleotides. Its product is annotated as integrator complex subunit 6 homolog. The record is from RefSeq and is a predicted model, not a curated record. Lineage: Eukaryota; Metazoa; Echinodermata; Echinoidea; Temnopleuroida; Toxopneustidae. Gene Ontology annotation, biological process: regulation of transcription by RNA polymerase II. Gene Ontology annotation, cellular component: nucleus. Bases 1 to 1992 code for a protein of 663 amino acids. Gene Ontology annotation, molecular function: RNA polymerase II cis-regulatory region sequence-specific DNA binding; DNA-binding transcription factor activity, RNA polymerase II-specific. The transcript has 13 exons.